AACGCGAGCUGUAACGACGACACGGAAGCCGUCGCAGAACCGAUUCGCUCCUAUCCGUCGUAAAUGAACAGUUGGGCUAAAUUGAACACAGCAGAGCCUCCGGUUUGGCUCCAUAAACUUUGCACAGCUCAGAUAUCUCUGAUGCCGUCCCGCGUCGAUGGUUCGCCUACAUUACAUGUUCUGAAUCCUAGAGACAUUUACCCUUCGUGGGAAAAAAAGCUGUCGGUUGACCUCCUGUCCCUGCGCGCGGUUUAUCAAAUGAUCCAGGCAUGGAGGCCAAAAGAUACCAAAGUUUUUUCGAAGGUACAGACACAGAAGGCACAUGGAUCCAGCAGCCAGGGUGUGUGGAACACCACAGUACCACAGCAGCAGAGGGAGGUGUCGUGAGCAGCGAGGUUCCCAUGGAAGUCGUGAACCCGAGCGUCCUGCCUAAUGACCCGCCCACCCCUGGACAGAAGGUUGAGACUGUGAUGCCACUCCUUCGACACAACCCAAACCAGCCGCUCAGCUUCCCCGUGUUCAAGGGCCCCCUGCACAGCCGCAAGCCAGAGACAGACUCAAAAGAACUGGCCAAAACCGUCGCUGAGUCAAUGGGCCUGUAUAUGAAUGCGGCCCGGGAGGCAGAGUUCCCCUUCGGCCAGCAGGGUCUCCCGGCAGGGUGCCAGGGUAGUCCUGGGAAACUGUACCCUCUGUGUGGCAGAGGAACCGAGGACAAUCAGUCAGGGGCUGCAGCGAGCCCCAGCAUGAAACCGCCCUCCACAUUCCCAGGCCUGUCCCAGCUGACCAAUGGCAGCGCUGCGGAGUGUGUGGUAGGCUCCGCCCCAGCACCCUCCGCCUUGGCCACGGCUCUGUCCAGCCCGACCGAAAACUCCAACUCCAGCCCCAUUGGAAACAACAUGGUGACUUCCACCUCUAGUCCCACCUAUUUUGGCACCAGUUGCCCUUCCCUAGCCAGCCCGGUCAGCCUGGGUCCGGUUGGUUCCGGCUUGGGUCUGGGUCACCGCACCAACUACAGUCCCUUGGAAUCAAGCACAGUGGGCUCCCCGCCACUGACCAGCCCCCACAAUGUGAUGAAGUCUCCCAUGUCCAGCCCCCAGAGCAUGGGAAGUGUGAGGACUCCCCCGUCCUGCAGUGCCAACGUGAGGUCGUCUGUGUCCAGCCCGCUCACUGCAGUCUCCAUGGCCACGUCCAGUCCCAGGAAUCCGUCCAGGAGCUUCUCUGUGUCCAGCCCUCCCAGCGGACUGGGCCUGGUGCAGAAUGACAUUCACAGCCCCGAGGUCCAUGAGCAGGACUUCAAAGGCUUUGAGUUCCCCAAAGUGGAGGGCAUGGAUGGGGAGAUGUUCAACAUAGGCCUGGACUCAAUGGGGAUGGUCAAAUACAUCAAGAACGAGCCAGACACCAAUUACCGGAGCAUGUGUCUGGGCAGCAGUGACAGCAACAUGCCGCAUUCACCAUUCACAUCUCAGAUUAAGACUGAGCCUGGCAGAGACCUGCCGUGCAUGAACGCGCACCACAGUGAACCCCAGCACCCCGUGGGGCUCUUUCCAGCCACAGAGACGACAUACUUGUCUUUGAGGGAUAAUAUCGAUGAAUAUAGUCUCUCAGGGAUCCUGGGACCUCCUGUUUCUUCUCUUAAUGGCGAUUACGAGCCUGGUGUCUGUCCUAACAAUGGCCUGCCCAAGAGGAUUAAACAGGAGAUCAGUGAUGGCAGCUAUUACCAAGAGAGUAACAACACACCCACGUCGGCUAUUGUCGGGGUUAAUUCAGGAGGACACUCAUUUCAUUACCAGAUUGGAGCGCAAGGAACAAUGUCGUUUUCACGGCACGAUGUGCGGGACCAGACGAACCCCUUGUUGAAUCUAAUUUCUCCAGUUACGGCGUUAAUGGAGACGUGGAAAACACGUCCUGGCGUGUCCCAGGGUGCCCUGUCCACCCGUGGGGACGGAUUCCCGGGCCCUGGCUGUCUCUCCGACAACAUGGCAAGCGGGACGCUGAGACAUUCGUCCUCCACAGCUAAAGUCUGCCUGGUGUGUGGCGACGAGGCAUCUGGGUGCCACUACGGUGUCGUCACGUGUGGGAGCUGCAAAGUCUUCUUCAAAAGAGCAGUGGAAGGCCAACACAACUACCUAUGUGCUGGGAGAAAUGACUGCAUCAUUGACAAGAUCCGGCGGAAGAACUGUCCUGCAUGCAGGGUGCGGAAGUGUCUCCAAGCAGGGAUGAAUCUGGGAGCACGGAAGUCCAAGAAGUUGGGUAAGCUGAAGACGGUGAGCGAGGACUCGUCUCAGCAGGGCCCCAAAGACGCGCCGUCAUUCCUCGGUUCAGAGAAGGAGCUAAACUCCGCCAUGGCACUGGUUCCCCACGGCGCCGGGGUCAUGCCCUACCUGUCUCCUUCCGUGUGCAGCAUCCUGGAACUCAUUGAGCCAGAGAUGGUGUUUGCCGGCUACGACAACACGCAGCCCGACACGACUGAUCACCUGCUCUCCAGUCUCAACAAGCUCGCCGGAAAACAGAUGAUCCGCGUGGUCAAGUGGGCCAAAGUACUUCCAGGUUUCCGUUCUUUGCCGAUUGAGGACCAGAUCACCCUGAUCCAGUACUCCUGGAUGUGUCUCUCGUCCUUCUCGCUCAGCUGGAGAUCCUACAAACACACCAACGCCCAGAUGCUGUACUUCGCACCGGACCUCGUCUUCAACGAGGAGAGAAUGCAGCAGUCAGCCAUGUAUGACCUGUGCAUCGGCAUGAAACAGGUCAGUCAGGAGUUUGUGCGCCUGCAGCUCACCUAUGAAGAGUUCCUCGCCAUGAAGGUGCUGCUUCUCCUCAGCACAGUGCCCAAAGAUGGUCUGAAGAACCAGGCGGCAUUUGAGGAGAUGAGGGUGAACUACAUUAAGGAGCUCCGUCGCUGUGUGGGAAAAGCGACCAACAACUCAGGCCAGACCUGGCAGCGUUUCUUCCAGCUCACCAAGCUACUGGAUGCCAUGCACGAUCUUGUGGGGAACCUGUUGGACUUCUGCUUCUACACCUUCCGUGAGUCACACGCUCUGAAGGUGGAGUUUCCUGAGAUGUUGGUGGAGAUUAUCAGUGACCAGAUACCAAAGGUGGAGUCAGGCCUCACACACAUAAUUUACUUUCACAAGAAGUGACUGACAGCAGGCAGGAGGACGAAAACAAACAACAGAUGAAAGAGAAGAGAGGAUACCCAGCCCUCUGCGAGAGAGAGAGAGAGAGAGAGAGAGGGAUGGAUGGAUGGAGAAAGAGGCCUGUUAGCCAGUGGGUCUGCUGUGCACACAGUCAGGCAUGACAAGUGGCUGGGAAAUGAUGCCAUCAGACCUGCACGGUGCGGGACAUGCCACCAGACCCGCACGCCAAGCCGGUGGAGGCCAGAUGGCAGCGCUGGCCGACCGAAGAAAACUUCUUGUGUUUAUUUCUCCUUGCCCCCAAAAACACUGCUGACAAUGUUCCUUUUGUGGAUAUGAAGCCAUACAGUUCUUUGGUAAAGCUAUAGUACACAGGUACAAGUGUAGAAACACUACUCAAACACUACAUGCGCGAGAGAGCACAAGACAGAGAGUAGUGACCUUUCAUCUUAAUACAUACAAUCUGCAGUUAAUUACUAAAGCAUUUAUGGUAUUUAACUGAUCUGAACUCUACACAUUCUUAUUCUUUGAGGAAAAAAAAACAACAACUAUUUGCUGUUUAUAUCAUGUUUCUGUAGCAACCAUGCUAAUUUCAUUACCAGAGAAUUUUUUGGACAAAGAGGAGCAAGAGAAGACUUAUUCCAAGGGCUACGCUACCUGAGACCUGAACAGCGUGUGUAUUUGGUGAACAGCGUGUAUAUUUAGUGAACAGCGUGUGUAUUCGGUGUGCAUUCAAACACACGACAUUUCUUCUUAUUAUUUUAAAGAAAGAACAAUCAAAUCUAAACCUAUAUGCAAAAUACGAAUACAUUCUUAUUUAAAAAUGAGAAUCUUUUUCUUGUUGAUUAACAUGGUGUAUGGUAUGGUAGAUGUUUGGGUACGGUGAAGUCCCUUUUUUAAGUCCAAAUGGAUAGAAAAAAAAUGUCCGUGCGUUUCUGAAACCAGUUCAGGACACUAAUACCACAGAGCUGAAUGAAAACAGAUGGGCUUUUUGAUAACCUUGAUGUAAUCAUGACCAACAUGCCACCAUUCCAGCUAAUGUGAGGCGGUUUGAACACGUAGAAGGAGCAAAGAGUCGCGUGACAGAGAGCAGAGUCUGUCUCUGAAAGAGAGUUUGACAGAAGUGGAUUUGUGUGCUUUAACUGACACUAAGUUCUAAUAACAAACACAUUUUUACUAAGAUUCCAGUCCUAUGUUAUCACAAGUAAAACCUACGAUAAAUAUUUCUUUCAGAUAUUGGUGUAUUUAUCUUUCUGAGCUAGAUAGAAAGGUAGAGAGGUUAUUAGUAUACAUUGUACAAACCAAUAUGUGCAUUUGCGAUACAAUAUAUACAACAGCUUCUCAUGUUCUUGUCCUGCCCACUAGGACAGACACGCCUAGACUGAUAGUCCGUCCUGGGUUCAGUCUGAAACUGCUUCCUUCUGAGUAGUUUGUGUGAAUGCCAAACACUAAAAGCAUCUUAGAAAGUAGCUGCUCAGUGACGGGGUCUGUUAACACGACGUCACAGAGCGCAUCUCAAAUGAGGCAGUCUGUCUUCAGCUCAGUCUGCUGCUGUCCGGGACCAAUGGGAAUGAUCGGAGUGUGUACGUCCACAGCCCUAAGGAAAGUAGAUCCAGACUGGACUAUGGAGAGGACAUGCUGGUUGGCACGGCAACACAGGAUAGGUAGCUAGACUCACACAUGCCAUAUUUUAGUGUGAAAAGCUGCAAGUAAGGAUAAUCCUAUCCAAUCAUAACUACAGUGACUAAACCAGCUCCCUUGUAAUGAAAUUUCCAAAAAAAAGAAAAAAUUAAAAAAUAAAGCAUUUUUUAAAAGUGUGUAAUGAAGUUUUUUAAGAGCCGUUCUAGAUGGAUCUACCAGGUGCUUCUCUUUUUCCUAAAAAUAAGGUAUAAGUUUUCAGUAGCCGCACAUGUACAGUUAGUUAUGAGUAAAGGUCUCUGCUUUUAUAUGGGAAACAUGAUGACAAUAAUAAAACCUACAGUAGCCUGCUGUGUUUUCAGCUUAGAGGGAAUGAAUGAAUGAAUAAAUAAAUAAAUAUAUAUAUAUAUAUAUAUAUAUAAUAUAUAUACACACACACACACACACACACACACGUAAACUGGCAGAAAUAUCUGUUGCUUAUAUAUAGUCAUAUUUUACACAAAUGUUGUACAGAGGAAGAUUAAAUUAACAGAAAUUUAGGGACUCAUCUUUUAAUUCUACGUUUUCAGAGAAUUCUAGGGAAAAAAACGACUCUUUGGACCACUAAUGUUUUAAUAAAUGACUUUAUUGGUGAAAUGUGGACAGUCACACAAUUGCUACUGACGGAUGUGACGGUGACAUCCUGCUGUUGGACGAGUGAAGGAGUCUGCCGGUGUUGGCGUGAUGGUACGGUCCCUUGCCCCCCCUGUUCACGCCUGUUUUGGUUUUGUAUGUGAUAUGUUCCUCCCCUGAGCUCUAGCAGGCACUUGCAGAGCUGACCAGCUCCUUGAGAGGGCAUUGUGUGUUUGGUUCGGGUAAGGGUCAAGCCGUCAGCAGGCUUCGAUUUGCACGGAAGAUGAUAAUGUGAUGACGGAUGUCGGCCGGGCGGCGUGUGUCUGGUCGAGCGGCUAACGGGAGGUGGGGAGGUGUGGUGCGGCUGGACUGCAGGCGCACAGAUAUUGGGCUGUGUGUGUAGUUGUUGGUUUAGCGUACAUGAGCAUUAUAGAUGUGUAUAAUUAUGAUGAGGCAGUACUGUACAGAGGAGGUUCAGUACACCCAAGUAAUCUGUUUCUCCACUACUGGGUUACUUGUAAUCUAUUCUGUGUUGAAGUUCAUAAAAGACCUGAAAAUAAAUUCAAAAUAUUUUCUCCUUU
Molecule: messenger RNA, 5965 nt
Organism: Electrophorus electricus (electric eel)
Lineage: Eukaryota; Metazoa; Chordata; Actinopteri; Gymnotiformes; Gymnotidae
Gene: nr3c2
Product: nuclear receptor subfamily 3, group C, member 2
Biological process (GO): regulation of DNA-templated transcription
Molecular function (GO): sequence-specific DNA binding; DNA-binding transcription factor activity; zinc ion binding
Source: RefSeq, a predicted model, not a curated record